GCCCAUACUUCUAGAAAUUUGACUCUGCCAACAGUGAAAAAGCAUCCUACUUGUACUGGAUUAGCUCAAAAACGUCAUGUGGUCUAUAUGUAACCACAUUCUCCAUAUAUAACACAAUGAAUUCUCUCUUCAUACAUCAAUCCCUUUUUGCUAUAUCCACUUAUCCAAUAUAUAUACACUGAUCAGUUUCUUUUUAUAGAAAGAAUCUCUCUAAAUCUGCAGCUGCAGUACUAUUUGGCUACUUAAGCCAAGAAAAUCUCAAACCAAUAUGGAAGCUUGCUUUGUCACUUCAAAGCCCUUCUCAGAGAAACUCUUCCCUUUGUUAGGAUCAAGAAUUUCUUAUUCUACUAGAAGGAGGUUAUUUGUUAGUCAAUUUCAUCAGCCAAAAAAAGUUGGCAUUCCUUUUUCAGUGACAUGUUGCCAGGCAAACUCACCAUUGCCAUCACCUUCACCUCAAGAUGAAGAAAGACCUUUUGCUGAAACCGAUUGGCGAUCAUUUCGAGCAAGAUUAGUCGCCGGAGAACGAGCUUCCCGGUCGGAAGAUCCUUCCUCCGUCGUCAAUCCCGACACCGUCGACGAUCUUCCACCGCCUCCGGCCGUCACAAUCGGUAGCAAAUGGGCCCACACCAUUCACGAACCCGAAAAAGGUUGCUUACUCAUUGCUACCGAAAAGCUCGAAGGCGUCCACAUAUUUGAGCGGACUGUAGUUCUCUUGUUGUCAAUGGGCCCAAUAGGCCCAAUGGGCUUAAUUCUUAACAGGCCUUCGCUUAUGUCAAUAAAGGAAAUGAGAUCUUCUGUAUUGGACAUAUCCGGUACAUUUGCGAAUAGGCCGUUAUUCUUUGGUGGGCCUUUAGAAGAUGGGCUUUUUUUAGUGAGCCCAAAUGAAGGAGGUGAAGAUGGGCUUGGGAAAAGUGGAGUUUUUGAUGAAGUCAUGAAAGGUUUGUAUUAUGGUACAAAAGAAAGUGUGGGUUGUGCUUCUGAAAUGGUGAAAAGAGAUGUAGUUGGGCUUGAUAAUUUUAGGUUCUUUGAUGGGUAUUGUGCAUGGGAAAAAGAUCAAUUAAGGGAUGAGAUUAAAGCUGGUUAUUGGACUGUAGCAGCUUGUAGCCCAAGUGUAAUUGGGCUUUCUGAUGUGGGAAGUGUUGGGCUUUGGGAUGAAGUUCUUGGGCUUAUGACCCAUAAGAAAGUUUGGUGAGGUGAACUACUACUGAUCAUAUUGGUAUGAUUUGUAAUUAAAGAGAGGAUAUGGGUUUCUGUAUUAAUUGUAGCUUGAACUUUUGAGUUAGAUUUGUGUUGAAAGUAGAAGCCCAAUAUUGUAAAUUAUUAUUAUGCAUUGAAUAUGAGUUUUUAACUAAUUAAAAGAUAAUGAAAUUAUUAUUGGAAA
This is a messenger RNA of Solanum dulcamara, 1381 nucleotides long. RefSeq lists its product as uncharacterized. The coding region runs from base 269 to 1192 and encodes 307 amino acids. NCBI's taxonomy places the organism in Eukaryota, Viridiplantae, Streptophyta, Magnoliopsida, Solanales, Solanaceae. The record is from RefSeq and is a predicted model, not a curated record. The transcript is spliced from 2 exons.